AUGCUUGUCUCAAAGACUGCUACGCGGCUUGGGUGCUGGAGAGGUGCCCGUCUACCUCGUGCCCGCUAUCUUCAUGAUCUCCACAAGCACCCUCAGAGCAGGUUCUUGCAGGUAUCAGAAGAGGUUCGCGAUGCCGUUGCGACAGGCAAGCCGGUCGUUGCUCUUGAGACCACAAUCUAUACUCACGGAUUCCCAUAUCCCGAGAACAUUGCUCUCUCUCGGCUCCUAGAAUCAGUGGUCCGUGAGAACGGCGGUGUCCCGGCAACUAUAGGUAUUCUCGGAGGUAUUGCCCGGGUGGGAAUGAGUCCGGGUGAGAUCAAUGAGCUGGCCUCAACAGCAGAGCACAAGAGUGCUCUAAAGGUUUCCCGCAGGGACCUUGGGUACAUUUGUGGUAUGGGCAUGGCUGGGAAAAAGAUCCAUGGUGGCACAACUAUCUCUGGAACAAUGAUCCUUUCUGAGUUGGCUGGCAUCAAGAUCUUCGGCACUGGAGGACUAGGUGGCGUUCACCGUGGAGGUGAGAACUCUAUGGAUAUUUCUGCUGAUCUAACGGAGCUGGGACGUACCCCCGUGACGGUCAUUAGCUCCGGAUGCAAGAGCUUCCUGGAUAUCCCUCGUACACUCGAGUAUCUCGAGACUGAAGGAGUCUGCGUGGGUACUUUUGCUGAUGGCCGCGAGGGGUCGGUCGAUUUCCCCGCUUUCUUCACGCGGGACAGCGGCUUCCGUAGCCCGCGAGUCAUUCAGGAUGAGGCUGAAGCCGCCGCCAUCGUUUAUGCCCAAUCCAAACUUCCAGUUCACUCUGGUAUCCACUUUGCUAACCCGGUGCCUCGGGAGCACUCGGUCUCCAAGCCGGAGAUGGACCGUAUCAUUGAAGAGGCCGUUCGUCUCGCCGAUGUAGAAGGUUAUAAAGGCAGUGACAACACUCCCUUUGUUCUGAAUAAGAUCAAGGAGCUUAGCGGUGGGAAGAGUGUCAUUGCCAAUCGCGCUCUGGUCGAGUCUAAUGUCAAGCGCGCAACGCGGGUGGCUGUAGAGCUGGCCAAGCUUGAAGAUCUUGAUCGGGGAUCUGCGGCUCGACACAUGCCUGCUAUGCCGAGUAUUGUUCAAUCCGACACAUCCACGGCCGUCCCCACGCAAACCACCCUGCCCGUCAAGGCAGAGACAUACCCAGAACUAUCAGAGGACGCAGAUGUCCUCGUAGCCGGAUCGUUGGCAAUCGACUUGUCUUGUGACUAUACACCCUUCGGCUCGGAGCUUGCCCAGGUUGCACCCAUGCCACACACCUCCAAUCCUGCAAUCAUCGGACAAAGUCUCGGCGGCGUAGGUCACAACGUCGCAGUUGCAGCCAGCUAUGUCGGCAGUGAUGUUAUAUUCUGCAGUGUGGUUGCCGAUGAUCUAAGCGGUCGAGCAGCCCUUGCAUCUCUCACAAAAGAAGGCCUCACCAACACAGGCAUCCAAGUUCUCCCCGCAGCGUCAGGAACACGGACAGCACAAUAUGUGGCCAUUAACGAUGCCAAAAAGGAUCUUCUCGUUGCCAUGGCUGACAUGGGCAUUGUCGAGCUCCCGGAACACCAGCUCGACUUUGACGGGUUCUGGGAACCUUUGAUUGAACGCACGAAGCCGCGCUGGGUCGUUGUCGAUGCAAACUGGCGGCCAGAGGUGCUGGCGAAGUGGACUGCCCUGGCUGGCAAACACGGUGCUCGCGUGGCGUUCGAGCCUGUGUCGACCGCUAAGUCACGCCGUCUAUUUGGUUGCGAUGCUAGCGGUACUGGUGCGGCUAUUGGCCCUGCGCAGACGUUGCCCAAUAAUGCCAUCAGCCUGGCUUGUCCUAACAAACUUGAGUUGUCGACCAUGUACAUGGCGGCGCGCGAGGCACUUCUCUUCGACUCGCCAAGCUGGUGGUCUGUCAUUGACGCUAUGGGUCUUUCCCCUACUGGCUCGCGCGAGCGUCUUGUAAUGGCGACCUCGGCCCAGCUGGUGGACGAGGGUCUACCACAGCAGUCUAUUCAGCUCCUCCCCUUUAUUCCCUGCAUCAUCACCAAACUGGGUGCAGCUGGUGCUCUUCUGACCCAGCUCUUACCAUCUAAUGAUCCGCGACUAACGGAUCCGGAGUCCGCACCUUAUAUCCUGUCUCGCACGUCAUCGGCCGAGGUGCCUUUUGGCGGCGUUUAUAUGCGUCUCUUCCCGCCUGCUGCUACACUGACACCCGAGGAAGUUGUCAGUGUCAAUGGUGCCGGCGAUACCCUGCUAGGUGUCAUGGUUGCCGGUCUCGCAAAGUCCACCUCGCCUGCACGCGUGGAAGAUAUUCUUCCCGUAGCGCAGGAGGCGAGUCGGAUGACCUUGAUGAGUGCUGGAGGUGUGAGUAAGGAGCUAGUGGGGCUACAAGCUAGACUGGGCUCUAUCGCAUAG
Messenger RNA from Penicillium daleae, 2403 nucleotides. Its product is annotated as pseudouridine-5'-phosphate glycosidase/carbohydrate kinase family protein. The transcript is spliced from 7 exons. Gene Ontology annotation, molecular function: pseudouridylate synthase activity. The record is from RefSeq and is a predicted model, not a curated record. Bases 1 to 2403 code for a protein of 800 amino acids. NCBI's taxonomy places the organism in Eukaryota, Fungi, Ascomycota, Eurotiomycetes, Eurotiales, Aspergillaceae.